Haliotis rubra (blacklip abalone) is the source of this 1595-nucleotide messenger RNA. RefSeq names its product sialomucin core protein 24-like. The transcript is spliced from 6 exons. Gene Ontology annotation, cellular component: cytoplasmic vesicle. Lineage: Eukaryota; Metazoa; Mollusca; Gastropoda; Lepetellida; Haliotidae. The record is from RefSeq and is a predicted model, not a curated record. The coding region runs from base 199 to 1194 and encodes 331 amino acids.
AGCCUAUGUUUACAUAUCUUACCUGUCCAAACCUGACACUGUCGCCCGGAACUGGAUGACAAGCGAGUGUCAUUGGCCAUGCGCUGUACCGCCUGAGCAACAGUCACAAGAUAUUUCGCAGAAAACGGCAAUAAACGGAUAUAAGGAUUUUCACCAGAACACUAGGCUAGUUAAUUCGCUCGACUCCACACGCAUCUGAUGAACAUGGCGUAUUUGUUGAACCCGAAGUGUUUUAUUCCACUGGCUUUGUUGUGCCUCGGCUUUGGGGGCGUUUUCGUCAAAGCGGCUUCAACUUCCGUGAAUCCAACAGGCAGCACAAGUGACCACUCGGGUACCACUGACCACUCCGGCACAACAGACCACUCCGGAACCACUGACCACUCCGGAACCACUGACCACUCCGGAACCACUGACCAUUCCGGAACCACGGACCACUCCGGAACCACGGACCACUCCGGAACCACUGACCAUUCAGGUUCAACAGCAUCGAGUCCAUCCUCGCCAGCAAGUAAAGGGACAACAGAACCCAUGACAACGCUGAACGGGACCACAGUGAAUCCCAACGUCACUACCGAGAAUCCCAACGUCACUACCGUGAACCCCAAUGUCACUACCGUGAAUCCCAACGUCACCACCGUGAAUCCCAAUGUGACAACUGUGAAUCCUAAUGUCACUACCGUGAAUCCCAACGUCACCACCGUGAAUCCCAACGUCACUACCAUAAAUCCCAAUGUCACUACCGUGAAUCCAAACGUCACUACCAUAAAUCCCAAUGUCACCACUACCGUGAAUCCCAAUGUGACAACUGUAAAUCCCAACGUCACUACCAUAAAUCCCAAUGUCACCACCGUGAAUCCCAACAUCACCACUGUGAAUCCCAACGUGACAACCGUGAAUCCCAACGUCACUACCGUGAAUCCCAAUGUCACCACCGUGAAUCCCAACAUCACCACUGUGAAUCCCAACAUCACCACUGUGACUCCCAAAAUCACGACCACCGCCAUCAAUCCAAACACGACCACAACUCCACGCCCGAACACAACACCCGAAACCCACAAAUUCGACGGCGGCUCCUUCGUGGGUGGCAUAGCGCUUGGUGCCGGCGUCCUUGGCCUUUGCUUCGUGGUGUACAAGUGUUACGUCAUGCGCAAAGCGGGAGGCAAUAGACAACCGCCAUACGCUCAUUUUGAUUGAGCGGGUUGACGAAGGUAUUGUAUGUGACGGCCAUCUCAGCACUUUCGAUUUCUUUACUAAAUUUAUCUGCUCGCUUUUUAGUAACGGUUUUCAUCCAUGGAAAGCUCUUAAUGUCUUGCCCUUGUAGUAGUGUUAACCAUGAGCGGAUCCAUCAGGCGGAUGAGCCUUUAAGCCUAUUCACCGGCGUUUAAAAACCAGUCUCUUCGUUCAAGAGGGCAGAAUUUCACUCUUCAGUGGUCACUAUUUCGACUAGCCUAGUGGUUAAAGUGUCGGCUCAUUCGGCACACUUGUUUGAUUCCCUAAAUGGUACACAUUAACCACUUUUCAUAUGUAUUCCACUCUGUUAGGGAAUGUUGCUUAAAUUGUAUAAAACUGUACUCAAAGACCCCCCACCCCUUUCG